UUUCUCCAGAAUCAGAGCGAGCGGCCAGACAGUGGCUUUUCCGUGUUGUAGCGGCUCUGCGCAAACGGAGAGAGCGGAACCCAUGACAGACGAGCAGGGAGAGACAUGUUGCUACAGAUAGCUGGGUUUUUCUCCGGAGAAGGGCGGAAAAAGGGGAUACGACAAUGAAGCCAGUAAUCCCCUUAAACACAGCGAUUGAUCGGGAAUUGCAGUUAAUCGCGGAGGUGAGCCACGAACGCUCGUUAGCCAUCGUUUAGUCAGCAAAACUCAAGGCAGACCUCCCGUCAAUGAAUAUUGUGGCAGAAAAGCCCUCACGGUGGAGUCAGCCAGCGCUGCGCUUUCCUAAAAUAUGACCAGCGGUGUUCGGAAGUGUCGGCAGCGAGAUGACGGCUUAAAAAAUUGGUGUGCUCCCCGCGAGAACGAGAAGCCAUUCACCGACUCCGAGAGGGCCCAGCGAUGGCGACUGUCCUUAGCGUCCCUCUUAUUUCUAACCGUUCUGCUUUCUGAUCAUCUGUGGUUCUGCGCCGAGGCCAAAAUGACAAGGACCCGAGACAAGUUAGCAUCAGUGGACAUGAGCGCAAACCACAGACCCGACCUCCCUCCAACACACAGCAGCCUCAGAAGAAACGAAGAUGCUAUUUUUGUAGUCAAUUCUACCAAACCUUUGUGGCAACUUGAAACUUGCCACCCGGAUAGUUUGUCUGAAAACUGCUUCACUUUUGUCGACGCCGAUCACUUGUGCAGGGGCCUUUCGGAAACGGAGGGGACGCGGUUGGUGAACAUGAGCGAUUUGUACCUUUCCUUUUGUAAUUCGUACUCCCUUAUGGAUUUGCUUUACGGAUCAUUAAGUCCGGACAAUUUGAACUGCAGCCUCGACGCGGUCAUGGACAGCGAUCAAAACAGAUGCAGUCUGUGUGUUCAAGCAUACCAGCGUUACGACCUGCACGCACAGGAGAAAUAUGAGGAAUUUGAGAUGAUGGCAGACAAAUACGAAACGGAUGUGUACUCAGUGAGGACGUGCAUGGAAGAAUGCAAGCUUGUCUACAAGCCCUGGCUCUGUGCUCAGUAUUUCCAGAGCCCUCGGUCAGCCUGCAGUCAUAAGAUUCCAUGUGAGCAGUACUGUCUUGAGGUACAGCAGAGGUGUCCAUUCAUAUUGCCUGACAAUGAUGACCUCAUACACGGUGGCACUCCCAGUUUUAUUUGUACAGGGCUUUCAAAGAAACCAGACACCAACCAAGAGCCAAAGUGCUGUGAUGUGCGAUGGGACCAGAUGUCCAACAACCUUUUCCGCGGCACUUUAAAAAGAACUCAACCUUCCUGCCAGCACACAUCCGUGACAUCUUCAGGGGCUCCACGGCUUGGACACAGCCGGCUAAAGCUUUGCUUGCUGGUCUUAGUUCUUCUCCACACUGUGGCUACCAUGACGGCCAAUCAGAACUCUACCUGUCUGACCACAUUCUUUCCAUUGGAUGACAAUGCCCCCAGAGAAGAGUAAUUGGACAGUACUGGGCUGGACAGGUAAAUCUGCACUCUCCAAUGCAUCUCACAUUGGUCAAAAAGAAGCCCCUUACACAGAGAGAAGCUGAGUGUAUUGGGUCUAUGUGAGCUAACAAUCUCAACAAGACAACACUUGCAGUAACAGGACUUGUCAUCAGCACCUUGUGGGGUUUAGGAAAAAAGCGAACAGAACACAGGAAAAGCAGAGGACAAAAGAUGAGCAUAAUAUGAAUAGUCAGAACUUACCCCAACAGAGACUUCUCACUCUCUCCUGAAACGUGCACGCACGCAAGCACGCACGCACGCACACACACACACACAGACACACACACAGUCAAAAUGCCAUUUCACUUUGCACUAGGAGAUCAUCUAACUUUCCCUUUUUAGUUUCAGCUGUUAUUUUUGUUUCAAUAUGGUUUGCACUUCUGUUCAGUGGUUUCAGAGCAACCUGGAAUGUAACUUUUAGGGUCCUUGUUCCUGUCAAAUUAUCCCUUUAUAUGUUGCGUGCCAAGAUUUGAGUUUCCUUUGAGAGUGAGCAUCACAUUAAAAAGUUAUGAGCACAUAUCAAAACACAUUCUAUCUGUCACAUUUUUAAAUACAUCCAUUAUUUUUUAUCCUGAAUAAAAUUCAAUAAUUGAGUUUUCAAACUUGAUCUACUCAAAUACCAAUAUCAGCUGACCCUCAGAAUUAAGCCACAUUUCUGUUAAAAAAAGACUAAGUCUGAAAAUUGUUGUAAAAACAUUUUGAUUCUUCAGUUGAAAAUUGUAUGUUGGAAAUGGUUUGUUGCAGUUUUCUGUUUCCAAAAUAAAGCUAUGAAGUUAUUAUGACAUAAUUCUAUUUGUUUUGAGGUCUUUGAACAUGGCUUACUGAAAGGUGAUUUGUUUCUCAUUUAAACACGCAUACUGUAGUAUCGAACCAAAUCAACUGGGCCUUGGCACACAACUGUAAAGAUCGAGGAUGGUACAUAUUGUCAUAUAAUUUAUUGUGCACUUUAUUCAUUUAAUAAUGCGCUGAAAACACAUCAGCCUUUCUGCAUUAUUGACAUCACAGAUGUUCUGUGAAAACAACCCUUCAAGCAGCAAAAAUGUCAACAUAGGCUCAUUCUGAAAAUGCCGCCCUGUAUACAUUUCUGGAGAUUGCCAAUUAGGUACCUAGAGGUACAUAUGGCAGCAUUUCAUUUUUAAAAUGAACACUACUACGGGGCGGCAUGACGCUGUUUCUUUUAGCGCUUACCAGCUUAUCGGCAGACUUGAGACGCAGAGAGGAGUCCGGUGAAGAAUGGUUCCAGAAAGCAUGUAAG
Messenger RNA from Danio aesculapii, 2797 nucleotides. RefSeq names its product NALCN channel auxiliary factor 1a (gene nalf1a). Gene Ontology annotation, cellular component: plasma membrane. Gene Ontology annotation, molecular function: stretch-activated, monoatomic cation-selective, calcium channel activity. Bases 350 to 1495 code for a protein of 381 amino acids. The transcript is spliced from 3 exons. The record is from RefSeq and is a predicted model, not a curated record. Gene Ontology annotation, biological process: calcium ion import across plasma membrane. Lineage: Eukaryota; Metazoa; Chordata; Actinopteri; Cypriniformes; Danionidae.